AUGGAGGGUUACAAGGUGAAAAGAGUGAUUGGUUCUGAAAUGAUGAUGGAGGGAAAUGUUAACAAGAAAAAAAGGGGUCUCAAAGAGUUAAAUUCUGAGGGGUUUAUAGAACUGUCUGAAGAAGAACAGAAUAGCGACGAGGAAGGAGAUAAAGGGGAGAGUGUCACGUACCUGUCACAUGGAUUUAUAUCGGUAACCAGACGGUGAAGAGAGAUGGAAGAUGUGGUGAAUGUGGCGAUUGAAGUGAUACAAGGGUAUUUUUUCGUUGUGUACGACGAUCAUGGUGGAGCAGGAGUCGCUAACGCUUGCCGUGACAGGAUGCACCGGUUGGUGGUAAAGGAGGUGCAGGAAAGGACACGUGGUGGUGGUGGUGGUGGAAGGAAGGGAGUAGGAUGGGAGAAGGUGAUGUCAACUUGUUUCGAGAAGAUGGAUGAGGAGGUCACUGGUGUUGAGUGUGGGACAACGGCUGCAGUCGAUGAGGUUAUGGAAACGAUGGGAUCAAUGGCGGUAGUGAUGUUGGUAAGCAGGGAAGAAGUAGUGGUCGCAAAUUGCGGUGACUCAAGAGCUGUUCUCUGUCGUGCCGGCACCGCCGUGGCUUUGUCCCAUGAUCAUAAGGUAGACAGACCCGAUGAAUGGGAACGAGUGGAAGCAGCUGGAGGAAGGGUCAUAAACAUUAAUGGCAAUCGUAUCUUAGGAGCUCUUGCCACUUCAAGAUCUAUAGGAGAUCGAUAUUUGAAACUGUAUGUAAUCUCCAAACCAGAGGUGUCUGUGAUUGAACGAACAAAAUCCGACACCUUUGUUAUAUUAGCCAGUGAUGGUUUAUGGGAUGUAGUUUCCAAUGAACUUGCAUGCGAAGUUGUGAAAAGAUAUUUAGAUGGACAUAUAAAGAUAACAUUUUCAGAACACAACGAUGGAUGUAGUGGAAAUCAUGCGGCAGAGGCGGCAGCCAUGCUAGCUGAGUUAGCAGUGGCUCGAGGGAGCACUGACAAUAUCAGUGUCAUCGUAGUUGAGUUGAAAGCUUGAAAUCACUCUUCUAUAUUCCCUCUUUUUUAUAUAUGUUUCACUUUGUUUUCAAGUUGUAAUAUUAAUAUCCCAGAGG
This is a messenger RNA of Gossypium raimondii (Peruvian cotton), 1099 nucleotides long. Its product is annotated as probable protein phosphatase 2C 8. Gene Ontology annotation, molecular function: protein serine/threonine phosphatase activity. NCBI's taxonomy places the organism in Eukaryota, Viridiplantae, Streptophyta, Magnoliopsida, Malvales, Malvaceae. The record is from RefSeq and is a predicted model, not a curated record. Gene Ontology annotation, biological process: protein dephosphorylation. Gene Ontology annotation, cellular component: cytosol; nucleus.